This is a messenger RNA of Pseudovirgaria hyperparasitica, 924 nucleotides long. RefSeq names its product zincin. Gene Ontology annotation, cellular component: extracellular region; cell surface; fungal-type cell wall. The coding region runs from base 1 to 924 and encodes 307 amino acids. The record is from RefSeq and is a predicted model, not a curated record. NCBI's taxonomy places the organism in Eukaryota, Fungi, Ascomycota, Dothideomycetes, Acrospermales, Acrospermaceae. Gene Ontology annotation, molecular function: zinc ion binding; integrin binding; metallopeptidase activity. The transcript is spliced from 3 exons.
AUGCCUUCCCUCACCACCACCACCACCACCACCAUCCUCCUCGCCGCCCUCACCGGCGCAUCCACCGCCUCCCCUCUCCUCGCCCGUCAAGCACCCUCCAUCACCACCCCCCCAAACCAACCGGCUCCCACCCCAACCCCCUGGGACCACGGCGCCACGCCCGACUUCCCCAUCCACAGCUCCUGCAACGCCACCGAGCGCGCCCAGCUCCAGGACGCCCUCCACGAAAUGCUCCUCCUCGCCCAGCACGCAAAGCAGCACAUCCUCCGCUUCGGCAACAGCUCCGCCCAGUACUCCCAGUGGUUCGGCCAGGCGCCCACCGCCGGCCCAAUCGGCUGGUACGAACGCAUCCUCUCCGCCGACCGCGCCGACACCCUUUUCCGCUGCGACGACCCCGACGGCAACUGUGCUCUGCAUCCUGAUACAUACGCCGGCCACUGGCGCGGCUCAAACGCCACCCAAGAAACCGUCAUCUGCCCACGCUCCUUCUCCGGCAUCCGCUGGUCCCUCAACGCCCUCUGCAGCCGCGGCUACACCGUCGCCAACUCGCCCGCAAACGCCUUCUUCGCCACCGACCUCCUCCACCGCGUCCUGCACGUGCCCCGCAUUAGCGAGGGCCUCGUCGGCCAUUUCGCCGAGGACUACCCGGAGAUGCUGGCACUGGCGCGUGAGAGGCCGGAGGAGGCGGUGCUGAAUAGCGAUUCGUUGCAGCUUUUUGCUGUCGAUGUUUAUGGGUUUGAUAUUUCUGUGCCUGGGGUCGGGUGUCAUGGGGUUUACUCGGCUGUUGAGGAGGAGGGGGCGCCUGCUGCGACGCCGUCGCCGUCGGGGGUGGUGUCGUCUGUGGCGGUGGAGACGCCGUCUGUGACGCAGAGUGCUGAUGCGUCGUGUCAUACGCAUUCUGAUGGGUUUGUGCACUGUGAUUGA